GAAUAUUUUUCAAAAUUCAAAAAUGCAUUUUUGGCACUACUUAUUUAGGACCUAAUCUAUUCAAAAUUACAAAAUUAAAUAACUGCAAAAAUUAUUUAGAAAUCCAAACAUAAUGAACUUCGGAUACAAAAGUCUUUAAUUCAUCUUUAAUCUUUUAAAAAUAAGUGCUCCAAAAAUGCUGUUUUUAAAUUGCAUUAAUAGAUGUUUACGGCAAGCAAUUCAACAUAAAUGUAAAAAUUUAAAAUGUAAUGUGAUUAUUCAGAAGAUCCUUGAUGUUCAGAAGAAUUUUCACAGGAGUAAAUGCAACACAAAGAGAAAUAAAAAUAAGGGCGGUAAAACCACCACAUCAGGGACCAAAUCUGGCAAGAAGUUAGUGGCUAUGGAAGAAGUCAUCAGAUUCAUUAAGGAUUGCUUUAUAGCUUCCUGUGUACCCGAAGAUCAUGCAUGUAUCAUGGCAAAGACGUUAGCAGCGUGCGAUUAUCGCGGUAUUAUGAGCCAUGGCAUGAAUCGAGUCGAAAUGUAUAUUAACAUGUUGAAAACGAAUGCUUUGGAUGGUUGUGUAAAACCGGUAAUUAAAUGCGAAACACCAGCAACAGCAUGGGUAGACGGCAAGAAUGGUCUUGGUGCAGUUAUUGCACAUUUCUGCAUGGAGCUUGCAAUGGGUAAAGCUGAAGAGGUCGGUAUAGGAUUUGUGGUAGCACAGCAUUCGAAUCAUUAUAUUGUUCCUGGUCUGUACAACUUAAAAGCUAUGGAAAAGGGCUAUAUCGGCAUAAAUAUGAGUAAUACAUGGCCAUUAAUGGCGCCGAAAGGAGCAAAAGAACCUAUACUUGGCACUAAUCCUAUAUCCAUUGGUGCACCAGGUGCUGAUGAUCAUUAUCUAUUUGAUGUAGCCACAACUCAAGUGGCCGUUGGAAAACUUGAGGUUGCUUCACGCAAGGGGCCAACCAUACCGGCGGGCUGGGCUUUAGAUAAGGACGGAAAACCGACUACUGAUGUUAAGAAAGCUCUCGAAGCGAAAUUGUUGCUUCCAUUGGGUGGAAUUGAUUUCGGUUACAAAGGUUAUGGCCUGGCUGGUGCAAUUGAUAUACUUACUGGUGUGUUAGGAGAUUCUGACUUUUCCAAAAAUAUUGUUUUUAAAGAAGGCGUUCCAAUGAACUUGGGACAAAAUUUCUUAGUCAUAAAUCCAAAUAUGUUUGCACCAGAUUUUAAAGAGCGCUUAACUUGUUUUAAUCAAACUUUAAGAAGUUGCAAAGUUGACAAUGAGAAAAAUAAGCUGAUGAUUCCUGGAGAUACAGAAAUCCAACGCAUGAAAGAAGUGGUCAAAGCGGGUGGUAUCGAAUAUACAGAAAAUCAGCUGCAAGCAUGCGAAAAACUGUCCAAGGAACUCGACGUGGAGCCAUUGCAAUUUGUUUGUUAAAAAUUAAUAGUGUUAAUGAAUAAUAAUAUUUUCGAUAAAAAAAACUUUCAAAUAAAAUAG
Molecule: messenger RNA, 1477 nt
Organism: Teleopsis dalmanni
Lineage: Eukaryota; Metazoa; Arthropoda; Insecta; Diptera; Diopsidae
Exons: 3
Coding region: 176-1417 (413 amino acids)
Molecular function (GO): oxidoreductase activity
Source: RefSeq, a predicted model, not a curated record